AUUUUUAUUAAAGCUGUUUGCUGUAGUUUGCUUAAAAUCAUAUUUCAUAUGAAUGAAUCUUUAUUUUUAGUACUUUUAUAUACAAUUUGAACGCUAGUUCAACUUUUUUUUGCUGUCAAUUGAACAAUUGAAAUUUUCACUAGAAUGUUUAAAGAAUUUUCAAGGCUUUUGCUAAUUAUGCUAUGCAGCGCUCAUUUGGUCUAUGCAACAAACUCACAACGCGACAAGCGACUUGCCACGCCCUACUUUAAUGAAGAUACAAUAAGUAAAAUUGACAAAUAUGUGGUAUCCAUAAGAUCACGCACACCCUUCGAGUAUUAUGGUGACAAUCACUUCUGUGCCGGCACCAUAGUAUCCGAGUUGUUCGUCUUAACGGCAGCUCACUGUGUUAUGGACAAGCACUCGAUCUUGUAUAGAGCACGCCUGCUCUUGAUAGUGGCGGGCACACCAAAUAGACUGAAGUUUGUCAGGAACCAGAGCAUAAACAUUCCAGCCAAGCAGACUUUUGUGCAGGAGAAUUUUACACGCUUUAACACAAACAAUAUAGCGCUUAUAUUGCUAUCAAUUCGUCUGCCCACGGACGAUAAGCUCGUGGGCUUUAUACAAUUGCCCAGCGGGCCACCCACACCGGGGCAAAUGUAUGAAGUGGUUGGCUGGGGUCGUCUUUAUAAGGGUGGAAUCUUAGCUUCCAAAGCUUUGUUCAUCACCGUGAAGCUGCAGAACAGCACUGUCUGCGAGGAGUUUAUACCAAAGGACUGGCCUGGCACGCUCUGCGCUGGAAACUUGGACAGCGAUCUGGAUGAGCAUCCCUGCCAAGGCGAUUCGGGAGAUCCACUUAUGUCGAAUGGAACUAUUUACGGCUUGGUAACACAUGGACUUGGUUGUGGGAAGAAGCAUUUUGCCUCCAUAUACACAGAUGUCUACUAUAAUAUUGAUUGGAUAAAUGAGAUAAUGCUUAUCAAUUGCUCUAACAAUUUGCUCACUUGUUGGCUGCCGCUCUAUGCGUUGUUAAUCAAAUUUUGUGUAAUGUUUAAUUUUGUCUUUUGGUAAAUGAGUUGGAAUUGAGCUGAUUGUUUUCCCAAUUACAGUUCUUAUUAUUCUAAUUUUAAAACGUAAAUUCAUGAAAAAGAAAUUGAACAACUUUUAAGCAGAAUGUUUCUAAAUUUGCUUCGCUUAACUUUUAUGAGUUAAUUUCUAAAUUUGAGUGUUUAACGUGCGUUAGUUGAGAAUUUUGUUAACUCCAAAUAAAGUCGACGCUUGAAACCAGUUAAGCUGCAUAACUUUAAUACAUACAUUUACAUAUAUUGCAACAAUUUAUCAUAAUUAUUCAUAAUUUAAAAAGGCACCUUUAAAUUGUUUGCUGCUGUACUCGUAUGAAUGAACUCAAAUAGUUGCCAUGAAGGAAACCAGUGUGAAUUAAAUAUGUUAUAAACCUUCUCAAAUACUUUCAACUUGCUUUUUGUACAUUCCUUACAUUUAUUGGCACUGCAUUUCGUUAAUGCCACAAAUUGUUGCAACAACAACAAGAAAAGCUAAAUUAUAUUAAACGUAUG
This is a messenger RNA of Drosophila busckii, 1553 nucleotides long. RefSeq names its product trypsin-2. Gene Ontology annotation, biological process: proteolysis. The coding region runs from base 145 to 1050 and encodes 301 amino acids. The transcript is spliced from 3 exons. The record is from RefSeq and is a predicted model, not a curated record. Gene Ontology annotation, molecular function: serine-type endopeptidase activity. Lineage: Eukaryota; Metazoa; Arthropoda; Insecta; Diptera; Drosophilidae.